GCAUUUUGAGGUUCCGCUUCUCCCUAAAAUCUUCAUCUCGAUUUUCACGCCACGCUUUCAAUCCGAUCACCUCAUCGGAAAUCGCGAUCGCCGCAGCAGCGCCAUCUCCCGACUGAUCCAACAGCUUUUGCGAUUCGCGAAAUGUCGAAUUCCGAGAAACAGCAAUCGGCGGAGGAGGAUCGGCGGAUCGACGACGUGGAUCGCGCCGAUCAGGUUUUGGAUGUUUCCUCCAGCUGCGAGGAGGCGUCGGUGCGAUCGAAUCGGUCGGUUACGCGGAGAUUGACGGAGAUUUUGGUGGAGGAUAGGGAUGCCGAUCUGCUGCUGCAGAGGAGCGGGAGAGGGGAGGGGGUUAUGCAGUGGCUUGGCGCAUUGGAUUUGCAGGUGACGGGGGCUUGCCGAGCGGAUGAGAGGCUGAAGCCUUUGCUCAAGCUGAACGCCUCCGCUGCCAUGGCUGAGGAUGGUCUGCUUGCUCAUCUUAGUCAGCACUUUGAGCCGUCAGAGGUUGGGAUAUUGGCUAGGUGCUUGUGCGCUCCGCUGGUUUCUAUCCGGAUCGGAAAGAUCAACAAGCAAGGAACGCUUCUGUCACCGACCUCUGUAAGGGGGAAUUUAUGUCUCACCCUUCUGCCAACAUCCGAUUUGCGAUUAUCAUUUAAUGGAGAUGAUGGUUCAGAGGAGAGGCUGGCAACAUUAAGCACUGAGGCUCAAUGUACCGAUGUAGAAAUUGAGAAGAUCCCUGCUGAUAAGUCUGGAAGGUCCUUCUUUGUGAAGAACUCAGAUGGCGUGGUUUCUUAUUUUUGGUGCUCUGAAAAAUCUACGCUUUUGGGAUAUGAAUUGCUCAGAAAGUUGAAGGAUUUGCUAGCUCAGAAACCGUCACUCGCUGAACUAACUGGAAUUAGCGAGUCGCGGCUCAACUCUUUUGUGAGUCAUCUUCGAGCGUACCUUGCGGGAUCAGUGGCACAUAAUGGUCAAGUAAGUGGCGUGCUAUCGGCUAGCCCUUCAGAUGGCUCUGCUGAUUCAUCUGAACAUCAUAAUCCUCAUUCUUUGGCCAAUUGUUCGAAGAGUUCACGCAUCAGGCAAUAUGGCAGUCAAGGAUCAAAGACAAACCUCAUCUACCAGGGCUGUUUAAGUCCCAGGUCGAGUUCCUUCAAAGAAGGCCUGCAAAAAAGUUUGUCUGACGUAAGGAGUGCCGCCAGAGAAAAAUUGAGGCGUCGUGCUGAGAAUAAUGUUCCAUUCAUCGACAGCUUACUCGAGGCUUCAACCAAAAGUGGUGAUUGCUCUCAGAAAGGAAAACUUGCUGAGGUGAAUGGGAAAGGACCUUUGUUAAGUUUAAACUUCUUGGAAGUAUUUGGUUCUUCGGGGGAGCUCCCGCUUUCAGGACCCGAAACACAGGUUCCUUCGUCGAGUCCAUCCCCCUUUUCGCCUCACUACUGCUGGUGUCCUCCCAUUGCAUCAACACUGCAAUUCACUAAAGUUCCCAUUUCAUCCACAGAGUCCUCCCUGCCUCCACUCUCGUCUCUGCUAUCAUCGUCAGCUCUCGUGACCUCAAAACCAUUGCUAGAUCUAGCUGAGCUUCCACCUUUCGAUUUCCCUAGCUUCCUCCCAGAGCCUUUGGUUAGAUUACCAUCUUCCCAGCAAAUCCCGACGUUCACGCCUUUGAUCUGCGACCCUAUCGUUCACAUCCCAGUCAUCGACAUCUGCUCGUCUGGCCAAGGGUAUCUAGUCAGUGCCGGUCCCGCCAUGUCCACCUCGAUUCCACCCUUGAACCCGAACCUCGUCGACCCCCUCCUUCCAAAUGGCGAAUCCAUGGUGGAGAAAAGCGCAAGGGAGACGCUCCGGAUGCUCAUCAACAGCUCCAACCAACCCAACCCUCGCCUGCUCGAGGUAUGGCCUUCUGUCCUGAGCAGCAGCAUCGACAGCCAUAACAUACUUGCAGCAGCAGGAAGCAGGGGUCUUUACAUCGGAACCAAGGAUGUCGAAGCUAGUCGGAUGUCUUCUUUCGAGCUCGUUUUGUUAUCCGAUAAUUCGGGGGCCGGGGGCGGCAUUGUCAAAAGAGUUGCUAGCAAUGAUCAUAAGGAGAAGGCAUCUACCUCAGAUCCGUCUAGUUUCGAAGAAACAAUAGAAUGAUAAAUGUCUCUUUUGAGUUUUAAUUCAGUGAAAAUGUAUAGAACUCUUAUCUAUCAGCUUGUGGCUUAAUGUUGUAAUUAUCAAUUUUUUUUGGAGAAAAUGAAAAGAAAGAGAAAAAAAUGCAGUCUUUCUAUGA
Salvia hispanica is the source of this 2260-nucleotide messenger RNA. RefSeq lists its product as uncharacterized. Lineage: Eukaryota; Viridiplantae; Streptophyta; Magnoliopsida; Lamiales; Lamiaceae. The record is from RefSeq and is a predicted model, not a curated record.